AUGGAGUCGGACCCGUUGCUUGCGAGAACUCCUGGCACCCAGCCGCCGUCGUCGGCGCGUCCGGUGGAUAUCCGCCGCCCAUCCCACUCGUUUUUGGACCAGCCGAUGGGGUCUUUCAAAGGGCCGAAUACCCUAGGAAACUUCGCCCAGUCGUUCACCAGAGCUCAGCUGUUUGCAGCGCUGUUGGUCGACAACGAGAUCCACCGCCAACGGUCGUUUUUCGACCCGGAUAACUCGGUUUUCGAGGACGAGUUGGUCGACCCGGACUACUUGGUGCCGCUGGUUCGGGGCCAGCGGUUGCUGGUGGUGCUGCGCCAGCUGCUGAUGAUCCUGCUGCUUAAACACACCGUGGAUGGCGUGGUUUUAGUGCAAGGACAGAGCACGGCGCCGCAAACGGUGUUUAAUCUGAUUAACGUUCUCAUUGGUGUUGGGCUUCUAGCGCUUCCUGUGGGCUUAUUGAAAGCAGGCUGGGUGUGGGGAGUGCCUAUCCUCUUGAUGUGUGGGCUAGCGACGUGGUCUAGCGCUAAACUCUUGUCUAAAGCCAUGGACACCGACCCCACGAUUAUGACCUAUGCCGACUUGGGCUACGCCAGUUACGGUGCGGCAAUCAAACUUUUAAUCUCGUUGAUCUUUUCAGUCGAUUUACUUGGCGCCGGAGUGGCUCUCAUCAUCCUUUUCAGCGACUCGCUCGCGGCGUUGUUUGUUGACUACGGCAUUUCCCAUACCAAAUUCAAGCUCUUGGCGUUUGUUGUUCUCACUCCGUUCACGUUUAUGCCCCUCCGCGUACUCCUGUUCUUCUCAUUGUUGGGGAUAUUGUCUACCAUCACCAUCACCGUGCUUGUCGGUGUAUGUGGCUUAGUCAAAUCGACGCUGCCUGGUUCGCUUCUUGAAGCUAUGCCUACUAACUUGUGGCCAGAACUGACUAAAGAUCUAUUAUUAGCAUUGGGGAUCCUCAUGGCUCCGUUUGGUGGCCACGCCAUUUUCCCCAACCUUAAAAGUGAUAUGCGCCACCCGUACAAGUUUGAGCUGACAUUGAACUAUACCUACUUGGUGACGAUGCUUGCCGACUGCUCGAUGGCGGUGGUGGGGUUUAUCAUGUUUGGCCCAUUGUGCAAUAACGAGAUCACCAAUAAUAUUUUGUUGACGGAGGGGUACCCGAAAUGGAUGUACCCGUUGAUCACGGGCCUCUUGUGUAUUGUCCCGUUAGCCAAGACGCCACUUAAUGCCAAACCCAUCAUUCUGACACUCGAACUGGUCUUACUCCCCCAAACCACCACCACCAAUACCACUAAUUUCAUUACCAAUGUGGGUUCGGCCGCUAUUAAAAUCGGCGUCAACGCUGCGUUUGUCGCCUUGGCGUGCUUAUUCCCAGAAUUCGAUAAGAUCAUCGGCAUGUUGGGGGCGCUGAUCUGCUUCCUUGUCUGUAUUGUGUUGCCUGGUCUCUUCUACUUGAAGUUGUGCACUCCUACACGAUUUGAAGCGGUGAUGGUUAAGGCAGCGGUGGCAUUGGCGUUGGUUUUGGGGACCGUGGCCACUUUGGCAGUACUCACCCUGUAA
Molecule: messenger RNA, 1557 nt
Organism: Diutina rugosa
Lineage: Eukaryota; Fungi; Ascomycota; Pichiomycetes; Serinales; Debaryomycetaceae
Exons: 1
Coding region: 1-1557 (518 amino acids)
Biological process (GO): amino acid transmembrane transport
Cellular component (GO): vacuolar membrane
Molecular function (GO): amino acid transmembrane transporter activity
Source: RefSeq, a predicted model, not a curated record